Messenger RNA from Penicillium odoratum, 1575 nucleotides. RefSeq names its product putative MFS allantoate transporter. The coding region runs from base 1 to 1575 and encodes 524 amino acids. Gene Ontology annotation, cellular component: membrane. The transcript is spliced from 10 exons. Gene Ontology annotation, molecular function: transmembrane transporter activity. Lineage: Eukaryota; Fungi; Ascomycota; Eurotiomycetes; Eurotiales; Aspergillaceae. The record is from RefSeq and is a predicted model, not a curated record. Gene Ontology annotation, biological process: transmembrane transport.
AUGGCGGACGACCGCCCCGAAAAGCCAAACCCCGGCUCUGAAGAUAUUAUGGACGAGCACACAAUCACACAUGCCGAAUCCAGCAUAAGUCGCACAAAAUGGAAAUCCGCCAAAUCCACGGACGGCGAUACAGCCAUGGCUCUAUUCGACAAUCCAGACGAACUGCAUGAAGAGAUCGACCCAGCUGAAGCCCGGAAAAUACUGUGGAAGAUUGAUUUUAUGAUCCUGCCCUAUCUAGCAGUGUGCUAUGCAUUCUUUUACAUUGACAAAACAACCUUGAGUUAUGCAGCGAUAUUCAAUAUUCGGGAGGACCUCCAUCUCCAUGGAACGCAGUAUAACUGGCUGAGUAGUAUAUUCUACUUUGGGUUUUUGGUUUGGGCUUUCCCAACCAAUUUUCUCCUGCAGAAGCUUCCAAUCGGAAAAUAUCUCGGUGUGAAUAUUUUCAUGUGGGGAGUGUUCCUCAUGAUCCAAGCAGCAUGCAACAGCUUCGAAACUCUCGCCGUACUUCGAGCUCUGGGUGGAGCCGCAGAAGCAUGUUCAGAUCCAGCCUUCAUGCUCAUUACGAGCAUGUGGUAUACACGCCGUGAGCAACCCGUCCGGAUCGGAUUAUGGUAUACGGCCAAUGGCAUCGGUAUUGCACUAGGCGGGUUAUUGGGUUAUGGCAUUGGGCAUAUCCGGGGAGCGUUGCCUUCCUGGAAAUAUGAGUUUCUGAUAAUUGGUGCACUGUGUGCUACUUGGGGUAUCGUUAUGUUUAUCUUUCUUCCAGACUCUCCUGUCACAGCUCAUGGGCUCACCAAACGGGAACGGAGAAUCGCGGUUGAGCGCAUCCGAGAGAACCAGACUGGCGUGGAGAAUAAGCAUCUGAAGCCAUAUCAGAUUCUUGAAGCAUUCAUGGAUUACAAGCUCUAUCUGUUCUUCAUUCUGGGUGUUGUUUGCAAUAUUCCCAACGGCGGAAUCUCAAAUUUCGGCACAAUCAUUAUCAAAGGCUUUGGUUACUCGACAUUGAUUACGACCAUUCUGCAGGUUCCCUACGGAAUAUUCAUCGCCCUUUCCAUCUUGACAUGUGUCUACCUUAAUGACCGUUUCGAAAAUCGACGAUGCGUUUUCGUUCUGAUCUUCUUGAUUCCCAAUCUGGCCGGCGCGUUUGGCUUACGCUUCGUGCCAACGGACCACCAUGUCGGCCGCCUCAUUUGUUACUAUCUGACUGGGCCUUAUAAUGCCGCAUUCGUACUCGUCCUGAGUAUGCAGGUUGCGAACACAGCGGGCCACACGAAGAAAGUCGUCACCAAUGCUGUCCUUUUCCUUGGAUACUGCACUGGCAAUAUUGCAGGUCCUUUCUUCUACAAGACUGAUCAAUCACCAACAUACACACUCGGCAUUUGUUCUAUGAUUGUUUCUCACCUGAUUGAGGCUUGCCUUAUCACUAUCCUUGGUCUUCUUCUUCGGUGGGAAAAUAAGAAGCGUGAUCGUAUCCAGUCCCAGAUGGAGGGAGGUCUUGAAGGCAGGGAUUUGGACUCUACUGCCUUUUUGGAUUUGACGGAUCGAGAAAAUUUGAAUUUCCGGUAUAUCUACUAA